AUGACUAAACUCGGCACUAAUUACGAAUAUUUAACUGACAAUGAAAUACAGAUUUUACAACAAAGCCCUUACCAAUUAACUCUUUCGAUUAAUGAAUUAACAGAAUCAGCAGUAAAAAAACGUCAUAAUCCACCACGGCCACAAAAUAGCUGGAUAAUUUUCCGAAGAGAUUAUGAAGCAUACUUACGUUGUAAUCAACACGUAAAAUCAAAAGUUAAAGAAACAGCAAAGACAUGCAGUUUAAAGUGGCGAAAGCUAUCAAGCCAAGCCAAGCAUUUCUUCAAAAUAUUAGAGAAAAUAGCUUGUGAGAAUCAUAAACGUACAUAUCCUAAUUAUAAAUACAGGCCAAAACAUGCAAAAUCUUCAAAUCAUAAAGAAUUUAUUUUUCGAGAACAGAAAAAAUAUGUAUCUAUUUCGUCAGUUAAGUUUAGUACAAUAGCUUCCAAUUCACCUCAAGAACCAAUACAAAUCGAUGGACC
This is a messenger RNA of Ambispora gerdemannii, 479 nucleotides long. The record is from the annotation of a GenBank genome assembly. NCBI's taxonomy places the organism in Eukaryota, Fungi, Glomeromycota, Glomeromycetes, Archaeosporales, Ambisporaceae.